This is a messenger RNA of Salvelinus sp. IW2-2015, 1117 nucleotides long. Its product is annotated as clathrin light chain B-like. Gene Ontology annotation, biological process: intracellular protein transport; clathrin-dependent endocytosis. The record is from RefSeq and is a predicted model, not a curated record. Gene Ontology annotation, cellular component: postsynaptic endocytic zone cytoplasmic component; clathrin coat of trans-Golgi network vesicle; plasma membrane. Lineage: Eukaryota; Metazoa; Chordata; Actinopteri; Salmoniformes; Salmonidae. Gene Ontology annotation, molecular function: structural molecule activity; clathrin heavy chain binding.
CAAGUGGAAAGUGAGCAAUCAUGAAUCAUCACAGUCCUUAUUCAUUGUUCUAUUAGCUGACAACCGUUCAUGAAAAGUUGGGUUAGUUGCAUAUUCUGCCUGAGUCAGAUAUAUCCAUCAUUAUAAACUCUUCUCUCUCAGCUCAAUUAAUUGAUAGCCAGCAAGAUACCAAGCAAUAAUAUAACGGUAUUUAAGUGGCUAGCUACACUUCAUUUUUUGGUUUUGUUGUGAAAGAUGGCUGAUGCAGAUUUCGGGUUCCCAUCUGACAACGGAGUGCUGCCUGUCGAGGUGGACCCAGCAGCAGCUUUCUUAGCCCAGCAAGAAAGCGAAAUAGCGGUGAUAGAGAAUGACGAAGGACUCGGAGCUUUGGAGGGAUCCGCCGAGUUCCCCGAACAACCGCCGACAGCUGAUUCACCUGCUCCUGUAGAAUAUGAUGCCGGAUUUGCAGAGGCUUCAGCAGCCACGGUAAACGGAAACAUGUUUGUGCUGGAGUCCAACGGUCCAUCGGACAGCUAUGCGGCCAUCGCCCAGGUGGACUCUCUGKGAGCAGAGCCUGAGAGCCUGCGUAAGUGGAGGGAGGAGCAGAAGGCACGGCUGGAGCAACUAGACUCUGCGUCCAAGGCUGCGGAGGCUGAGUGGAAAGAGAAGGCCAAGAAAGAGCUGGACGACUGGCAUGUGCACCAGAAUGAACAGAUGGAGAAGAAAAAGGCCAACAACAAGUUAGUUCCUACCUAACUCUGUUUACUUCCUACAUGGUUCCCUCAACUAACAUAACAGGAAAUACAAGUAUAACAAUAUACUAAAUAUAUAUUAGGCUAAAUAUGCAUCUAAUGAAUCUGAAUUAAUAGUUAUCAGAAUCUAAGAUCAAUGUUAUAAGAAUGUGUGUUUCUGUGGUUAUUUCCUUGUUAUUUCAUGACAUCAGGAAAUGGGAUAUAUGAGCUUAGGCUUACAGACUUCCAAUAGACUGUCACACAAAAUUGACGUUAUUCAUGUACCUAAAAAGAUAUAUACAAUAAUGUGGACAGGAUUUCCUGGUUAAAUAUCCUCAACCUUUCUAGGGAGUUUUUCCUAGCCACCGUGCUUCUACACCUGCAUUGCUUGCUGUUUGGGGUUUUAG